AUGUCACCGUCGAUCCUACGUUUGCCGUACCAGGCGCUUGCCUAUCUAAGCCCCAAACACCGCCAAGAUGCCCAAUGGACGUACCGACAAGCACUGGCCAAUGCUGUGCUCAAAUCAGGCCUGGAAAUCUACACUGGCUUGCGCAUUAAUCCCUCACUAUCCCUAAAGCCAGGGCACGAAAAAAGGCGCUUUGUGCUUAUUGAACCGGGCAACCCGUUGCUCUACGCCGGGGCCGCCCAUGAUGACAAGAUCAAACCUGAGACGAUAGGAGCUACUUGGUACCCUGAUACUUACCAUGUACGCGAUUACGAUCGAGCCGACUGCGAAUACGUCAUGCUGUACCUGCAUGGUGGAUCAUAUGUACUGGGAAACGGCCGGACACUGACAUGCCGCUAUCUCACCACAACCCUUCUCCAGAAUACACCGUGUUGCUAUAUACUAUCCGUCCAGUACCGCCUUGCCUGCAACAAGAACGGACGAUUCCCGGCGCAGUUGCAAGAUGCUAUCACUGCAUACUCAUAUUUAGUACACACGCUUCGUAUUCCGGCCUCGCGGAUUGUGCUUAGCGGCGACAGUUCGGGGGCCCAUCUAGCUUUGGCACUGCUUCGGCAUAUUGCCUACUUGAAAGAGUUCCAUGGCAGGAAAGAAGAUGAUCACGUUAGUAUAAACAAAGCUCUUCUUCCUCCUCCCAAGUGUACCUGGGCCUUUUCACCUUGGUGCGAUGUCCCGGCUGCUAGAGACCCUAAUUGCUGGACGAGCAGCCCCCGUUUCAAAUCGGAAUAUAUUCCUGGCUCAUUUCCAGCCUGGGGCGCACAGAAGUUUUUGGAUGAUUUGGAGAUCACCGAGUUUAUCGAACAAUACGUCGCACCGAUAAAGCAUCCUUUCUUGCUGCCUUCCCCGGUGUUGGUUGUCACGGGUGGCAGAGAGGUAUUAUGCGAGGAGCACAAGGAGCUGGUACAGUCUUAUAGGAGUCUUCCUAGAAAUGAGUCACGCAUCGAAGUGUUUGUGGAAGAAAAUGUGCCCCACGACGUUUUGAUGAUUGCGUGGAUUAUGAAUUUCCAUGGUGAAGCACGCACCUGUGCUUGCCAGGCGGGCAAGUUCCUAUUAAGACGAGAAACCCGAGAAACUAAUGAGUGA
Molecule: messenger RNA, 1137 nt
Organism: Talaromyces atroroseus
Lineage: Eukaryota; Fungi; Ascomycota; Eurotiomycetes; Eurotiales; Trichocomaceae
Exons: 1
Coding region: 1-1137 (378 amino acids)
Molecular function (GO): hydrolase activity
Source: RefSeq, a predicted model, not a curated record